ACGUCACAGUGCCUCCUUGUCCAAUGGGGACGCUUGGGCCGAUGGCAUUAUAAAUAAGGGCUGCGAGAGGGAGCCGCGGCUUCAUUCCGGACGGGGGCGGGGCUUUGCUGAGAGCGCCGGAGCGGCUGCCGUCGCAGGCUGUGCACCAUGACUCUGGAGGCCGACUUCAACACUGUGGCAGAAAAAGUAAAAAAAUUAAAGGCCAAACCAACUGAUGAUGAACUAAAAGAACUGUAUGGACUCUACAAGCAGUCAACUGUGGGAAAUAUUAAUAUUGAGUGUCCUGGGAUGUUGGAUUUGAAAGGCAAAGCAAAAUGGGAAGCAUGGAACCUUAAGAAAGGUAUGUCAAAAGAAGAUGCCAUGAAGGCUUACAUUUCUAAAGCAAAUGAGAUGAUACAGAAAUAUGGACUGUAGAUUUUCUUUGGACAAUUAGUUCAAAGGCAAGGGCACUACUCAUUUUCAGACUGAUGUGAACAUCAUUAUUUGCAAUAAAAACAUUUUCCCCCUUAGGACAUGGCUUGUUUGGAUCCUCUUUAAACUGGUAAUAUUCAUGGUUUGGGCCACUUAAAUAUUCACAUCAAUCUUCUCAUUGCCCAUGCCAAUAUAAAAGUUUGCACUCAUGCGGUAGAAAAACAAUAAUUCAACAAUGUUAGGCUAUUAUAAUACAUCUGGAUAGUUUUACUUACAGGAAAUACUGGUACCACUUCUGUUCCGACUAGUGACACCAGGGAUUGGGAACCCGUGUCUCUCCAGAUGUUGCUUAGUGCAACUCCCAUCAGCCCUGCCAGUGCUGGCUGUGGUAGGAGCUGUCUUGCACUGAUGGACUGUUUCAGAUAAGAUUGAAACCAUGCCUCUAAUUUAGAAACUACGCCAUUGCCACAUGGCAUAAGGUUUUGAAAUCGUGUAUUUACACCUACACACCCAUUGCAAAGAAACACGAAACCACACACAAACUUCUCAAAUAUGAUAACUUGCUUCUGGUUGCAUGCAAUUUCCUUCCCUGAAAAUCAAUUUACCUAUUAGUUAUCCGAAACUCUUCUUUAAAAGAACAAAAUAUUCCAAUGAACAGGCAAAAAUUAAUUAAAAAAUACUGAUUGCAAUCAAAACGUAUUUGCAGAUUAUGACACAGUCCUUAAAAUGUGAAGUGAUCACCUCUGCUUGUGCAGAUUUCAUCACGUCGCCUGACCUCUGUUACAUCUUGAGAUUUAGGAGGAUAUCUUUGAGUUUUGGGGGAAGCAUGUGGAGUCAUACCCAGACAGGCCUCCAUUGGCCUCAUGUACAUGACUGAACAAUGUCUAAUUAGAACAAGGAUCAAUUAAGGCCAAAUGCCUUUAUGCUAUCUCAUUUCGCUGCAGCUUUAGAAUCUUAAGUUUUUGGACAUACAUUUAUUUUGCUGAGGAGGUUGCUAACUAUUGAUUCUGAACAGGUAGCGGUGGGAGGGAACUGGAACACUCUUUGAGUGUUCUGGGUGG
This is a messenger RNA of Zootoca vivipara (common lizard), 1472 nucleotides long. It is a transcript of the gene ACBD7, whose product is annotated as acyl-CoA binding domain containing 7. Gene Ontology annotation, molecular function: fatty-acyl-CoA binding. The record is from RefSeq and is a predicted model, not a curated record. Lineage: Eukaryota; Metazoa; Chordata; Lepidosauria; Squamata; Lacertidae. Gene Ontology annotation, biological process: fatty acid metabolic process.